Molecule: messenger RNA, 963 nt
Organism: Plasmodium cynomolgi strain B
Lineage: Eukaryota; Apicomplexa; Aconoidasida; Haemosporida; Plasmodiidae
Product: t-SNARE
Exons: 2
Coding region: 1-963 (320 amino acids)
Biological process (GO): vesicle-mediated transport; intracellular protein transport; vesicle fusion
Cellular component (GO): endomembrane system; membrane; SNARE complex
Molecular function (GO): SNAP receptor activity; SNARE binding
Source: RefSeq, a predicted model, not a curated record
AUGGAAGUCAUUUACAGAAACGGAAAUAAAAAAAAGAAAAACCGAUUCAAGCUGUCUGCAUAUGAACAACUGGAUGACGAAGAUUCCGGGAGGGAAGAGAACCUACUAAGUCGUACAGAAGAUAUAGAGAUGCAGGCACAUAGUCUACUGCCACCACAGUGGAUUGAGAAAAUAGAGGAGUGCUCAGAAGACAUAGGAAACAUCAAAUUAAAAUUAAUGGAGUUGGAAAAAAUUAAAAAAAAAAAACUAAUAAAUGUUUUACAAGAUGAUGAAAUUAUUGUACAGGAAAUUGCCCAAAUGUGUACCGAUAUAACACUUUUGAUUAAAAAUUGCGAGACUAAAAUUCAAGGGAUCGCAUGGGACGACACAUCGCAGGGGGAGAGGAAGGAUGGGCUAACCGAUGAACAGCAUGACAACCAGCAAGAUGAACGAAAGGAGAUGCAACCUGAUCCCAACGACCUAAUCGGAAAGCUAAAAAUAAACGCAAAAAAAAGCUUAAUCUCGCAACUUAAAUCCAUAUCACAGACGUUCCACAACAAACAAAAAGAAUACAUAAACGAGUUUAAAAGAGUUUCAAAUGAGUGUAACGAUUACACGGGAGACCUCUCUAUCGGAGAAAUGGAAAAUAUGCAAGAGGAGGAACUAACAUACGAGGGGAAUAACAACCUGAAUGGCGUAAAUAUCGCUAGGAGAAAUACAGACUUGAAGAGGAUUUCCAACACUGUUAUCGACUUGCAUCAUAUUUUUAAAGAACUCUCUGUGAUGCUGGUGGAACAAGGAUCCAUGUUAGAUCGAAUUGACUACAACUUGGAUUUAUCCAUCGAUAAAUGCGAAAAGGGAUUAAAUAAAUUAAAAAUUUUCCAUAAGAAUGAGGGGGAUAAACUGGCUGCCCGUUGUGUAUCCUUCCUGACUUCGCUAAUCUUUGUUUUGUUAAUACUUAUCAUUUUGAAGAAUUUGUACUGA